AGGAAGGCGGCAGCUGGAAACAACCUGUGACCGGGGGACCACACAGCCACAGGGCUCUGCCGGCUACCAAUGGCAAUAGUCAGAGUUGUGGGGGCCCUAGUCCUUCUGUCGCUGGCCUCAGGCCAGAAGCCCACAGAAGCACCAAGAGGCAUCUGCCUGCACAUCAAGAGCAACCAGUAUGACCCCUAUCAUGUGAAUGAUGUCGCCGGUUGCUUCACCAAGUGCAAGCGGCUGGGAGACAACACCUGCGACGUGGAUAACUUGCAAAGAUACUGGCUGCAGUACGAGGUCUACCUGGUGGGGAAUAAUGCCUUGGAGACAGUGGACAUGCCUUCUGUGAAAGCUUUGGUCCAGAAUUUCAGCACUGACAUCUCAGAAGACCUGCUCUUCUCUCUGGAACCCUCCCAGAUCCCAAGACAGGUGAUGAAAGGUGAGGACCAGCCCCCUGACAGAGUCCGACUUCCCAAGAGCCUUUUCCAAGUCCUGCCUGGCAACAAAUCUAUGGUCCGGUUGGCUAUAACCGUUCUGGACAUCGGUGAAGGGAAUGUCUUCAAGGGCCCCCGGCUCAGCCAGGAUGAUGGCAGCAGCGUGUUGAACAACCGCAUGGUGGGACUGAGCGCCGGCCCAACACCUGUCACUGGGCUCUCAGAGCCCGUGGAGAUCAUCUUCUCCCACCAGCACCAGUCCGCUAACGUCAUCCUCACCUGUGUAUUCUGGGAUGGGGCUAAAGGUACCACAGGAGACUGGGCUUCCCGGGGCUGCUCCACCGAGCUCACAGCCAAGGGGACCAUCUGCCGCUGUGACCACUUGACCUUCUUUGCCCUGCUGCUGAGGCCGACCUUGGACCUAGCCACUGCACAAGCCCUCACACGCAUCUCCCAGGCAGGUUGUGGCACCUCCAUGAUCUUCCUGGCAUUCACCAUGGUUCUCUACAUUGUCCUGAGACUCUCCCUGCAGAGGUUCAAGUCAGAAGAUGCCCCCAAGAUCCACGUGUCUCUGAGCAUCAGCCUGUUCCUCCUGAAUCUAUCCUUCUUAAUCAACGUGGGGAGCAGCUCGCAGGGCUCCACUGCCUCCUGCCGGGCCCGGGCUGCUGUCUUCCACUACUUCCUGCUCUGUGCUUUCACCUGGAUGGGCCUGGAGGCCUUCCACCUGUACCUGCUGGCCAUCAGGGUCCUCAACACCUACUUUGGACACUACUUCCUGAAGCUAAGCCUGUUGGGCUGGGGCCUACCUGCUCUAGUGGUCAUUGGCACUGGGAGCAGCAACAGCUAUGGCCUCUACACCAUCCGUGACCAGGAGAACCGCACCUCACUGGAACUGUGCUGGUUCCAGAAAGAGCCUGCUCUUUAUGCCACGGUCCACAGCUACUUCCUCUUCACCUUCCUCUUUGGUGCUGUGGUGCUGGCCCUGGUGGCCUGGAAGAUCUGCACUGUGACCAGUGCUACGGCAGGCAAGGGUCAAGGGCAGACCUGGAAGACGGUCCUCACGGUGCUGGGUCUCUCCAGCCUGGUGGGCAUGACCUGGGGGCUGUCCAUCCUCACGCCGCUGGGCCUGUCCACUAUCUACAUCUUCGCCCUCUUCAACUCGCUGCAAGGAGUCUUCCUCUUCUGCUGGUUCACCAUCCUCUACUUCCCAAGUCAGAGAGCCACGUCCUCCUCCUCCUCCGGCACUGGCACCGCCCGCCUGGACCAGGCUCACUCCAUGUCGCAUGAGUAG
Jaculus jaculus (lesser Egyptian jerboa) is the source of this 1716-nucleotide messenger RNA. RefSeq names its product adhesion G protein-coupled receptor G3 (gene Adgrg3). The coding region runs from base 70 to 1716 and encodes 548 amino acids. The record is from RefSeq and is a predicted model, not a curated record. Gene Ontology annotation, molecular function: G protein-coupled receptor activity. Gene Ontology annotation, biological process: adenylate cyclase-activating G protein-coupled receptor signaling pathway; cell surface receptor signaling pathway. Lineage: Eukaryota; Metazoa; Chordata; Mammalia; Rodentia; Dipodidae. Gene Ontology annotation, cellular component: membrane. The transcript has 12 exons.